AUGCAUUUCCUAGGCCUUCUUUCAACGUUAUCAGUCUUUACCGUAGCCUCGGCAAGUGUCAUUGAUCACAAGCAUCAUAUACGCAGGGAUUCAUCAAAAUCAAACUCGACCCGAAAUGUGGCAUAUUAUAGUAACUGGGACAUUUAUUCAGCGAAAUAUCUAGUCACAGACAUUCCAGCAAGCGAUCUCACGCACCUGAUAUACGCUUUUGCUAACAUCAACUCAACGACCGGCGAGGUUACUUUGAGUGAUGAGUACGCAGAUUUGCAAUAUCAAUAUCCUGGGGACGAUGCUUCACUCCCCGGAACAAACGUCUAUGGAAACAUUAAGCAGCUCUUUCUCUUAAAAAAGAAGCAAAGAAAUUUGAAGACGAUGAUUUCUAUUGGCGGUGGUACAUACUCCAAAAAUAUGGUUCCCGUUUUAGCUUCCGAGUCUUUGCGAGAAACAUUUGCCAAGUCAGCCGUUGAUAUCGUAUCGAAUCUUGGUUUCGACGGUAUAGAUAUCGACUACGAAUCUAUAAGUAGCUCUACCCAAAUGGAGCAAUUCCUCGACCUCCUAAAUAAAACUCGGACAAAGUUGGAUACCUUCACGGCAAACAUAAGUGCAUCUCCAUUCUCUCUUUCAUUCGCUGCACCUAUGGGAUCUUCAAACUACGACCUUCUCGAUUUCCCUAACAUGGAUAAAUAUCUUGACUUUUGGAACUUGAUGGGUUACGCUUAUACCGGAUCUUGGAAUACUGAGUCUGGUCACCAGGCUAGCCUGUUCAAUUCUUCCACAGACCCAUUGUCUACUCCAGUUGACUCAAACACGUCAAUUCAUUAUUACAUAGCUCACGGUGCAACCCCGAGCAAGUUAGUUUUAGGUUGCCCCUUGUAUGGAGCCGCCUUCAACAACACGUCUGGUCCUGGAAAGCCUUUUGAUGGCCUCGGCACCGAGGGUUCAUUUGGGCAAGCAGGAAUUUGGAACUACAACCAGCUUCCUGCUCCAGGGUUCAAUGCUACAACGGUUGAACUUCCAGAGAUUGGUGCUAGCUAUAGCUACGACGCACAGAAGAAAUAUAUGAUCAGUUAUGAUACGCCCAACAUCGCAGCAGUCAAAGCAGAAUAUACCAAAAAGAUGGGAUUGGGCGGUUUGAUGUGGUGGGAAGUCAGUAUGGACAAAACCGGAAUUUCCAGCUUGAUUAGCACGGCAGCCAAGAAAUUUGGUGGUGCGAGUGCCUUGGAUCAAAGCUUGAACAACUUGAACUACCCAACAAGUGUAUAUGACAACCUGAGAGCCGGGUUCGCUUAG
This is a messenger RNA of Talaromyces rugulosus, 1290 nucleotides long. RefSeq lists its product as uncharacterized. Lineage: Eukaryota; Fungi; Ascomycota; Eurotiomycetes; Eurotiales; Trichocomaceae. Bases 1 to 1290 code for a protein of 429 amino acids. The record is from RefSeq and is a predicted model, not a curated record. Gene Ontology annotation, molecular function: chitinase activity; chitin binding. Gene Ontology annotation, cellular component: extracellular region. Gene Ontology annotation, biological process: carbohydrate metabolic process; chitin catabolic process. The transcript has 3 exons.